This is a messenger RNA of Gloeophyllum trabeum ATCC 11539, 867 nucleotides long. RefSeq names its product ClpP/crotonase. The record is from RefSeq and is a predicted model, not a curated record. Gene Ontology annotation, molecular function: enoyl-CoA hydratase activity. Bases 1 to 867 code for a protein of 288 amino acids. The transcript has 8 exons. Gene Ontology annotation, biological process: fatty acid beta-oxidation. Gene Ontology annotation, cellular component: mitochondrion. NCBI's taxonomy places the organism in Eukaryota, Fungi, Basidiomycota, Agaricomycetes, Gloeophyllales, Gloeophyllaceae.
AUGUCUUCCCUCGAUCACCCCCCGCAUUCUGCUGAACUCAAAGUCUCCUUCCCUGCUGAGCAUGUGCUCCAGCUCACGCUCAACAGGCCAAAGGCCCUCAAUGCCAUGACCCCCCAGAUGGAGGCGGACAUCAAUAAUAUCCUGAAUUGGUUUGACAACGAAGAGAGCCUCUGGUUCGUACGCAUGCUCUACAUCGCGGCGGUGAUCAUUACAGGUGAAGGACGUGCGUUCUGCGCAGGCGCUGAUCUCAAGGCCUGGAACGAAAAGCAAUCAAGUGGACAAGCCAACGAGCAGGAGAUGCUCGCUGGCAGCGUCCAUGGCUUUGGGUCCAUUUCACGCCGCUCCAAGACCUCGAAGCCCAUAAUUGCUGCAGUCAAUGGCGGUACCUACGGCGGAGGCCUCGAGAUGCUGCUCAAUUGCGAUAUCGUUAUUGCCAGUGAAGAGGCGCAAUUCGCCCUUCCAGAAGUCAAGCGUGGGGUGCUCGCUGCGCAGGGUGUUAUACCUCGCAUUGCAAAGAUAGCAGGCCAUCAGCUGGCCUCAGAACUCCUAUUGUUGGGUCGCCCCAUCUCUGCAGCCGAAGCUCAAACUCGGUUCCGUUUCGUGAACCAGAUCGUACCUGCCUCCAAGGUUUUGCCUACGGCUGUCGAGUGGGCGAAACAGAUAGUAGCCAAUUCACCUGAUGCCGUUCAGUGUACCAAACGCGGCCUGAUUCUGGCUGGGCAGCAUGGAAACUUUGAGCAGGCCACCUUGGCAUUGGCAUGGAGCCCCGAAGCCAGGCGGCUGUACAAUAGCGCGAAUAUCAAGGAGGGGCUCAAGGCGUUCUCAGAGAAACGCAAACCCAGUUGGAGCAAUCCAGCGAAGUUGUGA